Aspergillus sclerotioniger CBS 115572 is the source of this 1182-nucleotide messenger RNA. Its product is annotated as zinc-dependent alcohol dehydrogenase family protein. The transcript has 3 exons. Gene Ontology annotation, molecular function: oxidoreductase activity. Lineage: Eukaryota; Fungi; Ascomycota; Eurotiomycetes; Eurotiales; Aspergillaceae. The record is from RefSeq and is a predicted model, not a curated record. Bases 103 to 1143 code for a protein of 346 amino acids.
GGGCCACGACCAUGACAUCAACCAUCACGAAGUUUUUCCUCCCUCCUUUCGCUUCAUCCUUCAAUCCUCUCCAAAAUAAAGCAGCAGCAGCAACAAAGAAACAUGUCCAUCCAACAAUGGACCACCGACCUCACCGGUCUCUCCUCCCUGGCCCAAUCCACCGCUCCUCUCCCAUCCCCAGGCGACAAUGAAGUCCUGGUCGAGAUUCGCGCUGUCUCCCUCAACUACCGCGACAUCGAAGUAACCAAAGGCGAAUACAACCACCACCAAUCCACCUCCACCACCUCCCCCCGCACAAUCCCCUGCUCCGACAUGUGCGGCAUCAUCACCCGCACCGGCCGCAACGUCACCCGCUUCACCAUCGGCGACCGCGUCCUCUCGACCUUCCUCCCCGACCACCUCACCGGCCAAGUCACCGAGAAAGAAUUAUCCACGGGUCUAGGCCACCCCGCCCCGGGAGUCCUCUCUACGCACCGAGUAUUCCCCGAACACGGGCUCGUCAAAGCGCCCCACCAUCUGACCGACGAAGAGGCCUCCACGUUACCCAUUGCGAGUGUCACAGCGUGGAUGAGUCUGCGUGAUCGAGCUGCGAAAGGCAAAGUGGUGCUUUUGCAAGGCACGGGCGGAGUGGCGGUUGCGGGGUUGGAGAUUGCGAAGGCGUUGGGAGCUACCGUGAUUAUCACCUCGUCUUCCGAUUCUAAAUUGGAGAAAGCGAAAUCCCUCGGCGCAGACCACACAAUCAACUACCGUACCACACCUCACUGGGAUCAGGAGAUUCUCCGUCUUACGAACAAUCACGGCGCGGAUAUUAUUCUCGAGACGGGGGGUGCGAAGACUCUACGGAAGAGUUUCGAGUGUAUUGCCUUUGGGGGGUUGAUUAACUGUAUUGGGUAUUUGUCUGGGAAGGUGGAUGAUGAGGCUGAUGAUCGGAUUAAUGUGAAUUUGUUGGCGUUGAGGAGGACGGUUACCCUGCAGGGGAUUAUUAAUGGGCCGAGGGAUCGGUUUGAGGAGAUGGUGGGGGUUUAUGAAGAGAAGGAGAUUAGACCCGUGGUGAGUAGAGUGUUUGGUUUGGGGGAGGUGAGGGAGGCAUUUGGGUUUUUGGAGGGCGGGGGGCAUUUUGGGAAGGUUGUUAUCAAGCUAUAGAAAGCAUCCUUGUAAUAACAAUAACAAAGUAAUAGAUAG